Messenger RNA from Loa loa (African eye worm), 231 nucleotides. RefSeq lists its product as hypothetical. Bases 1 to 231 code for a protein of 76 amino acids. The transcript has 2 exons. NCBI's taxonomy places the organism in Eukaryota, Metazoa, Nematoda, Chromadorea, Rhabditida, Onchocercidae. The record is from RefSeq and is a predicted model, not a curated record.
AUGGCAGACUUGGCAGAAGCAGUAGUUCGGGGUGACAUCUUGGUUGACGAGAUAGAUGUUAUUGAAGCAGUAGAGAAAGGACGGCUUAGCGCAAGUGACGGUGCUCGAUUUAGUGCUGUUUUGGAGGAGUAUUCCAAGUUACACAGAAAAUCCAGAACUGGACUGAUAUCUGCAUUUCCUGGUACACCCUAUCAAAAGAGACCUAUAGUGCGGAUUGUUGACCAACCUUAA